Molecule: messenger RNA, 1310 nt
Organism: Phlebotomus papatasi
Lineage: Eukaryota; Metazoa; Arthropoda; Insecta; Diptera; Psychodidae
Gene: Yeti
Product: craniofacial development protein 1
Exons: 2
Coding region: 169-930 (253 amino acids)
Source: RefSeq, a predicted model, not a curated record
UAUGGGGUACGCUGCAUCGCAGCUGUCAACGUGAGUCCUCCACACGUUCUAAAGCCGGAAAAUAUUGAUUUUCUGCACGAAAUUCUUCUACAAAAUCCGUGAAAACUUUAUCUAUUUUAUCAGUAUUCGUGAUAGCUUUUUGUUGUGAAAUUUUCAGCCAGGAGAACAAUGUCAAAAUCUGAAGAACGAGACUAUUCUGAAUCAAGUGACGAUGAAGACUACAAGCCUGAGAAUGAGGAAAAUUGUGCUGGAAGUGAGGAUGAUUCAGAUGUACCAGAAGAUGGGAGUGAUAGUUCAGAUGAUGAGAAAUCUAAACGCAGAAGCUCGGGAAAAAAGCCACGAAAGAAGAGAAGAAAGAAGGCAUCAGUUAAAGAGGAUUCUGAUGGUGAUGAGAAUGAAAAUUCCCUGACGGCUGAGGAAGAGAAACGGCGUUCUGAUCAGCUAUGGGCAGACUUCCUGAGUGAUGUAGAUCCACCACCAGCAAAAGUAGAAAACACUAGGACAUCUCCAACUCCCAAAAUAUCCAAACCCGAAAGUCCUGAAGAAUCCAAGACAACGGAGGAGCAGCAGAAGGAGCAAAAGUUACCAAUUGUGGAAGAAAUUUUUAAUUUUGCCGGGGAGGAAGUUAAGGUUCCAGUGAAAAACGCCCAAAAGCCGGCAAAACGACCAGUAUUUCCAGCCGUUGGUCGUUCCAGUGGAGUUUCCUCCAUUCUUGGAAGCCUUGGGAAAAAGCCCAAGAUAAGCACUCUGGAAAAGACUAAACUCGAUUGGAAUCGCUUCAAGGAAUCCGAAGGAAUCAACGAGGAACUCGAGAGGUUCAACAAGGGCAAAGAUGGCUACUUGGAGCGUCAAGACUUCCUGGAACGUACGGACUAUCGCCAAUUUGACUUAGAGCGAGACAUGAGACAGAAGAAACGUAGCUCGAGAUAAAGUCCACAAAAGCUGAUGACGAAUACCCCACGCGCCCUAUCACCUAUCAAAGUUUUAAGAUCACCUGUACUUAGCCAGCUGAGGAUUGGGAAAUCCACGAGAAAAAAAAACACAGGAUGAGAAAUACUCAAUAAAGACGUCUAAUAUCACGUGAUAACCAUUUCCAUCGUCAUUUGCCUCCCGAAACACCUUAAAUAUUGAUUCAAGUGUAUCCAAAAUUAAUGAGUAGCUUUUAUUAAUUAAUGAGAAGCUCCAAAGUAAUCAGCAAAAUAUUUUCUAUUAGGAAGGACGCAGGAAAACAGCAUCUUUCGCUUCCACUUUUAUGACGAAAUAAAAAUCACUGAAUAAAGUACGAAGUAUGAAAAAUGAGUAAAUAACAA